This is a messenger RNA of Mytilinidion resinicola, 1305 nucleotides long. RefSeq lists its product as uncharacterized. Bases 1 to 1305 code for a protein of 434 amino acids. The record is from RefSeq and is a predicted model, not a curated record. Lineage: Eukaryota; Fungi; Ascomycota; Dothideomycetes; Mytilinidiales; Mytilinidiaceae. The transcript has 3 exons.
AUGGUGCUAUUAGUUGAUUUGGGCGACGAGGUCCACGAUCCGCACGUCGAUCCCGCAGCGGCCAACGGCUUUGCCACGCUCAAGCAGCAGCUCCGCCAUGCCGGCACCGACCACGACGACCACGACACGCAGCCGCCUGCUGUGGACGACAGACCAAAUCCCAACGUCAAUGGAUUUUCAGCUGCCCUCAGCUGUUAUCCCGUAGUCUCACAGCUCGGAAGCUUCCUCGACCUCAACGACCUGCACAACCUCUCGCGGACGUGCCGCCAGUUCCGUGCGAACCUGCUCGAAUACCGGAACCAGCUCGUCCAGCACAGCCUGCGCUGCGUGAACGAGGAUGCCGCGCCCGGUGCCAAGCUCGCGGACCGUAUGCGCGAAGCCCGGAACACAUGGGCAAACCAUGGUUCGACCUCUUCUACGGCACGUCUGACCAGCGGCAAGGUGGGCAAAUGUGCGAGGGACUUGGUCAGCGAGUGUAACCGCUGCGGGACCGUGGUGUGUCGAAACUGCACUAUCAAACCGCCCUCUGCCUCCGCCCUCAAAGACCGCCACCGUCGUCUCUGCGGCACCUGCCUCAAAGCCCCGAUUGCCUCCCUGACCCAGGCACCGCGCCGACGCUCCACGAGUCCUUCACGUCUUAUUCCUCUCCGCUCCUUUGAACGCCCUCUUCCCUCAACGUCUGCCUUGACAACCCCAACCUUCACAACCCCAGCCUUCCAGCGCCAUCCUUGCACCUGUGAAACAGCCGUCUGGUUGUGCCAGCCCUGCGGCCAGAGCCUCCGUGGCUACGACAUCAUGUAUCUCCGCGGCUGGACAUGGCGGACAACCUACACCCGCUCCCGAGGCGGUAUAGGCACCGGCAUCGGCGAGGGCAUCGAGAGCGUCGAGUGCGGCCGUAAAGGCAACUGUCUAGCCGCCAGAACCGUAGAACACGAGACGGAAUGCGAUGCCGAGUCGCUCGCCGCCCUGCAGCAAGAGGCAGCUAGGGUGGAGGCUGAGGGAACCGGACGGAGCUGGAAGGGCACGAGCUACAUGAUGCAAGAGAUUGAGGGUGUGGGUGGUGUGGUUAAGCGGAAGGCUAAAAAGAUGGUCAAGGUAGGUGCAGGGGUAGGUGAGUUUCGGGAUGAGCAUGAGAAAGGCGUCCAGAGGCUGGAACGGGAGGCUAACGGCCAGUUGAGGAGUUGGUGUGAUUGGUGCGAGAGAGUCGUUCUUGGCCCUGAGGAUCUGAAGGCCCAAGAAGCGGGCGAAGUGAAGCCUGAAACUAGUAGUGGGAGCUCUGGGUUCUCCAUCGUCGUUGGGCGAUAG